CAUCAAUGUACAAAGGUCACAGUUGUGAAUAGGGAAUACUCACUCCUUUCAGUAAGUCACACCGAUACAAAUUCUGAGAGGGAGCCUAAGGAAUAACCAUGGUGGUCAUCUCAGAGGUCCAAAAAAUUGGGAUUGGUCUGAUCGGGUUUGGUUUAUUUUUCCUGGUCUUUGGUGUUCUGCUGUACUUCGACUCGGUCUUGCUGGCAUUUGGGAACAUCCUGUUUCUGACUGGCUUGACAUUCAUCAUUGGCUUUAGAAGGAUGGCCCACUUCUUCUGCCAAAGACACAAGUUUCGAAGCUCUUUUUUCUUCCUAGGAGGUGUGUCUCUGGUGCUGUGCCGUUGGCCAAUCAUUGGAAUGCUGGUGGAGAGUUAUGGCUUUGUGCUAUUAUUCAGGUCCUUUUUCCCGAUGGCGUUAGGAUUUGUGCUGUCAGCUGUAAAUAUUCCUUACCUCAGUGCAUUUUUUUCCAGCAGCUCCUCCAUGGUGUGAGCAGAAUAAUAUGUUACAGCAAUGAAAGAGUGUGUGUGGGGUAACAAUUAUUUUGUUGUUAACUAGUAAGAAUAUCAUUUUUUUCAAUGUACUGUAUUUUGCACCCUUUAGGGUUGCAAUAAGCUGCCUGAAAGCUACUGUAAAUUAAAACCCUAUCAAAUUGUA
Messenger RNA from Platichthys flesus (European flounder), 653 nucleotides. RefSeq names its product golgi transport 1A (gene golt1a). Gene Ontology annotation, cellular component: endoplasmic reticulum; membrane. NCBI's taxonomy places the organism in Eukaryota, Metazoa, Chordata, Actinopteri, Pleuronectiformes, Pleuronectidae. The transcript has 5 exons. Gene Ontology annotation, biological process: retrograde transport, endosome to Golgi; endoplasmic reticulum to Golgi vesicle-mediated transport. The coding region runs from base 99 to 488 and encodes 129 amino acids. The record is from RefSeq and is a predicted model, not a curated record.